CCAGAAAUUACUGUCGAAUCAUUGGAGCGACGUUUAUUAGUUUAUUGGCGUGCUUACGGUCGCGGCACGGCAAGCCACGGAAUUGGGAAAUGCUCCGCAGCAGAACAUGUCAACUCAAAGCGUCCCCACAGUAGCUUGGCGAUUAACUGCAGUCAUUUAAACCUACACCUGUGCCGCUGUUCGGAUCUGCUUCAUCCUUCCCUCAUUGUACCUCGUGUACAGCUGCUGCAGGAUGCGUACUCUCAGCACCAUCACGAUCCUUCUCUGGGCCUCAUAUGGAGGGCAUGCAGCCUCAGGCGCGUCGUUUGAGACUGUCAAGACAGAGAACGGACCCAUUGUUGGCCAUCGUUCGUCAGGGGCUGAAGCAGUCUGGGAGUACCUUGGAAUACCAUAUGCGCAACCACCACUGGGGGAUCUGCGGUUCGCAGCGCCGCAGAAGUACAAAGCGAACGGUUCGUAUGUCGCGGAGAGUUUUGGAUUCGACUGUCCUUCACAACCAGCUGUUCAACCCGCAUUCCCAGGCUUCACGACCCAAGCUCGAAGAAUACUGGCGUAUUUCACGGGUGCUGCUGGAACACAGCGAAGCGAGGACUGUCUCACUCUGAACAUUUGGGCUAAGCCAACAACAAAAUCUUAUAAGGCCGAUAAACCAGUCUUUGUCUUGUUCCACGGAGGAAGAUUCGCCGGAGGCAACACGAACACGCCAUUCGCCAACGGAAAGUAUCUUGCCGAUGGGGAGGACUUGAUCGUCAUCUCGGCAAAUUACCGUCUGAACGUCUUCGGGUUCCCAGGUGCCCCUGGUGCUGGCACCAAUCUCGGCUUACGUGACCAGCGCCUUGCCGUAGAAUGGAUUCAGAAAAACAUCAAAAGUUUCGGAGGUAAUCCAAAGAAGAUCGUUAUCGGUGGGCAAUCUUCAGGAGGAGUGGCUGUGGACUGGUGGUCCUAUGCCUACAAGCAAAACCCUAUCGUCCAUGGCCUGGUGUCUACUUCCGGCAACGCGUUCAGUUUCCCACUCAACACGCCACAGAAACAGGUGUCAAACUGGUACUCACUAUCCGCUUCCCUGGGCUGCGGAAACUCCUCUUCGUCCGACACUAUCAGCUGUAUGCGCGGGCUGCCCUUCGAGACAAUUUCUGCAGCUGCCUCAAAGAUUGCCCCUAGUCCAGGCGGGAGCCCCGUCCGGUCCACACCGCCCUUUUAUCCCACGGUCGAUAACCAGACUCUGCUGACCGACUACCUUUCGUUAUCCGCAUCUGGAAGCUUUGCGAAGCUUCCUUAUUUCCACGGAUACAACAACUUUGAGCAAGGAUACUACGUCAUCCCAGCCUUCGCCCAAGGUCGCAAUGUCACCGAAGCCCAGGGGGCGCAGCUAUUACUCGAGUCCUUCGUAUGCCCGACAUCUUUCGAAGCACAACAGCGUGCCAACGCCAAGGUUCCUACGUGGGUCUAUCGUUAUUUUGGCGAUUGGGAUAACACUCGCCUCUAUCCGACGAGCGGUGCUUAUCAUGGUACCGAGUUGCACAUGAUUCUUGGUGGUUCAGAGGAUGCUAGUGGUCUUCCUCAGACGCAGGCACAAAAGGAUACGGUGAAGAUCUUUCAAAGAGCACUUGCUGCCUUCGUCGAAGACCCCAAGAAUGGUCUUUCGAAGCUUGGCUGGCCUUCUUUCCAUCCGCACACAAAUAGUGUGGUCGAGAUCGCUGUCGGAAACCAACCAAAUGUGACAUUUGCUAAGCCAGAGCAGUAUGAUGGCCUGUGUGCAAAUGUCACUUUAGGGGCAUUUCAGUAGUGCCAUGAUAAUUGCCUCAUGCUGUCAACUCAUGAUCUUCGCAGAACUUUUUCUGCCAAGUGCUACGUGCAGUCAGUAUAGCUUUGGAUCCAAAGAUUCUCUGACGUGUCCCUCGCCUGGGCGUCUUCUAGUAAUCACGUGUAGAUUGAUGUAUCUAAAGCUGUCCACGACGAUAGCCAGAACAAAAUAUUCCAGCGUUGACUACCAGAGUGCUUUCAACCAAGUCACA
Messenger RNA from Boeremia exigua, 2015 nucleotides. Its product is annotated as carboxylesterase-like protein. The transcript is spliced from 4 exons. The record is from RefSeq and is a predicted model, not a curated record. Lineage: Eukaryota; Fungi; Ascomycota; Dothideomycetes; Pleosporales; Didymellaceae. Bases 233 to 1786 code for a protein of 517 amino acids.